This is a messenger RNA of Exophiala viscosa, 381 nucleotides long. Its product is annotated as endoribonuclease L-PSP. Gene Ontology annotation, cellular component: mitochondrion; cytosol. Gene Ontology annotation, molecular function: deaminase activity. Lineage: Eukaryota; Fungi; Ascomycota; Eurotiomycetes; Chaetothyriales; Herpotrichiellaceae. The transcript is spliced from 3 exons. The coding region runs from base 1 to 381 and encodes 126 amino acids. The record is from RefSeq and is a predicted model, not a curated record.
AUGUCAUCCGGUCUGACUCCAGUCUUCUCCAAAGACGCAUGUCCUCCUGCCGGGCCUUACAGCCAAGCCAUUAAAGCUGCAGGACAGGUCUUUGUCGCUGGUCAAAUCCCUGCCGACAGCAACGGCCAGCUUGUGACGGGCUCCAUCGCCGAGAAGACCGAGCAAUGCUGCAAGAAUCUUGAGGCAAUCCUGAAGGCAGCUGGAAGUGACAUCUCCAAGGUGGUCAGAUGUGGUGUCUUCCUCUCCGACAUGAAGCACUUUGCAGAGAUGAACGGCGAGUACGAGAAGUGGUUCACUCACAAGCCAGCGAGAACUUGUGUCGCCGUGCGAGAGUUGCCCAAGGGCGUCGACGUCGAGAUCGAGGCCAUCGCCAUCCAGUAA